GGAAUGAGACCGAGGCCCCGGAUGGAUACAGUGCCGCGUACCACGACGGGACUUGGUGUCCACGCGAUGUGAGAGUACCGAAGGGCAAAGCGAGGGGCGGUAUAUAGCGUAUCAUAGAUUAAAGGCGCCCUGUUUCAUCUCUGUCACGUAGAGUUUGGUUGAAUGUUGCGAGAAGAUCGCUGUUUGUUGGCCGUGGCAAUGACAGGGCCGGGAUUUGACGAAUGUGUCAAGACGCCGAUGGGAUGGUAUGCGGCAUUGAGAUGUUCUCCGACUGCGCGGCACAUACAGCGCGGAUCAGCAGGCGACACGCUCCGAAGGUGAAGGUGCAUCGGCGAGAUGCGUAAUUGAGGUUCAUGGUCGAAGACAACGAGAAUUGGGGGGAAGUCGCGGGGGCAGACGCACCAUUGCAGGUCCCGAGUUCAUCUACAGAGCGCUGUGCGUUACAGCUCCUGCCCGGUACCGACACGCACGCUAGGUGGGAGGGCCUGUGGAUAUUAGAUGAGUCGCAGCAUACCAGGGUGGUGGAUAGGGUUGGGCGAUUGCGUACCCAUGACUGUGCGCAGGAAGGCUUGACUGCAGACGAUAAGGGCUACGGAGAAACUGGAGAAUUCAGCUGGAGAGCGGCUUUGAUAGAACUGGCACAAGAUGCGGGAAGGGUGGGGCGCGUAGGCUGGUCUUGCCGCUGGCGAGUCGGCGUCGGGAGAGAAACUUGGAGAGGGAGGAGGGAGGAGGAGGAGGAGAGGUUUGUACUUGAGACAGGGCGCCAGCCCGUGUCACACACGCUUGGGGAGCCUGCAGAUGCACCGCGGUUUAACUCCGUACCAGCCACAUCGUCCUCCUCCCACCUCCUCCCACCGUGCCCUACCCAGCCUACCUACGGGCCAGACAGUACCAUGGUCCCACUCGAAAUGACGGACCAGAGGCCCCUCACCUGUGUACGACCGCUUCCCGUUGCUCGACGACGAUUCAGAUGCGCGGCACUAGGGAGAGGCGCUCGAGUAGUCCGUCAACGAGGCCUAGAUGCCGGUCGUUGGACGCCAUUGGGCUGUAGAGCACCGACGAGUAGGCUCUCAACAAACAGCGAAACGGGUGCAUAUUGUCGUCGUCGUUGCGGCGGGGCUUUUGCAUGCAUUGCGGGCGCCCGAUCCUCCAUCGGAUUCGGCACUGUUGGCAGCUCGCCCGGGGGACUUUGCAGAUACUCGACCAUUAUCCUGGACGAAGAUAGCAUGACUACAUCGCUUCCCCGCGACUCUGGGCCAUGGGUGUCCUGUGCAACCCGCACGCCUAGGUUAACCCAGCACCGCCGGAUCCGAGCCUGUGCAUGUUCAAACAACUCCAUGUUGCGAUCCCGACGGGGGCCAACGAGUGCACGGACCAGGAAGCUGGACGUCCUCGCAGCAUAAGGUCGAGCGAUUCCGAUGAAGCAGGACGAUGCCAGGAGGCGAACGACCACGACCACGGCGCGACCAUUGCCUCGCACAGGGUAUACUGUACUUACCCACGAGUCGCUCGCCUCGACUGACGGCACAGAAAUUCACCACAACAAUGCUGCAUUGGGGCAUCCUAUAGCCGCUGGUGGUGUCGGAGGCCCCGGAUCCAUCUGGCCCCAUUGCACCGGUUUCUCGGGUCAUCA
Rhodofomes roseus is the source of this 1633-nucleotide messenger RNA. RefSeq lists its product as uncharacterized. The coding region runs from base 354 to 1403 and encodes 349 amino acids. The record is from RefSeq and is a predicted model, not a curated record. The transcript is spliced from 2 exons. NCBI's taxonomy places the organism in Eukaryota, Fungi, Basidiomycota, Agaricomycetes, Polyporales, Fomitopsidaceae.